GCGAGCCAACAUUUUGCUAAAAAGCUUCCACAGUCUUCUUCUCACUUCCAACUCUUCAAGGGACUGAAACAUUGAAGAAGAAGAAGAAGAAUAGAUCCGCGACGAAACAAUAACACCAGGAGAAAAUGGCGUUGGCAUUCGACGAGUUCGGUAGGCCCUUCAUUAUACUAAAAGAGCAAGAGCAGAAAACAAGGCUGAGAGGGAUUGAAGCCCAAAAAGCCAACAUUUCCGCGGGCAGGGCGGUGGCUCGGAUCCUCAGAACCUCUCUCGGCCCCAAGGGCAUGGAUAAGAUGCUCCAAAGCCCCGACGGCGAUGUCACCAUCACAAAUGAUGGGGCUACAAUAUUGGAGCAGAUGGAUGUUGAUAAUCAAAUUGCUAAAUUGAUGGUUGAACUGUCUCGGAGCCAGGAUUAUGAAAUUGGUGAUGGAACAACUGGUGUUGUUGUCAUGGCUGGAGCUCUUCUAGAGCAGGCAGAGCGGCUAUUAGAGCGUGGGAUUCAUCCCAUUCGGGUUGCAGAGGGCUAUGAAGUGGCUUCUAGAAUAGCUGUUGAGCAUUUGGAGCGUAUAGCUCAGAAGUUUGAUUUUGGAACAACAAAUAUAGAGCCUUUGGUUCAAACUUGCAUGACCACCCUGUCCUCAAAAAUUGUGAAUCGAUGCAAGCGCCCUUUGUCUGAGAUUUCUGUUAAAGCAGUUCUUUCUGUUGCUGAUCUAGAGAGGAAAGAUGUCAAUUUAGAUUUGAUUAAGGUCGAGGGAAAAGUUGGGGGGAAACUGGAAGAUACUGAGCUAAUAUACGGAAUCACUGUUGACAAGGACAUGAGUCAUCCACAGAUGCCAAAGCAAAUUGGAGAUGCAAAAAUUGCUAUAUUAACUUGUCCAUUUGAGCCACCUAAGCCAAAGACUAAACAUAAGGUGGAGAUUGAUACAGUGGAAAAGUUUCAGACUUUGCGUCUGCAAGAGCAAAAGUAUUUUGAUGACAUGGUCCAAAAGUGCAAGGAUGUUGGUGCCACCUUGGUUAUCUGUCAAUGGGGUUUUGAUGAUGAGGCAAAUCAUUUAUUAAUGCACCGGAACUUGCCUGCUGUGAGAUGGGUUGGUGGUGUGGAGUUGGAGCUCAUAGCAAUAGCUACAGGUGGAAGGAUUGUGCCAAGGUUCCAAGAGUUGACCCCAGAAAAGCUGGGAAGGGCUGGUUUGGUCAGAGAGAAGUCUUUUGGAACCACAAAAGAUAAAAUGUUGUACAUUGAACACUGUGCAAAUUCAAGGGCUGUAACCAUAUUUAUUCGUGGAGGAAACAAGAUGAUGAUAGAGGAGACCAAGCGCAGUAUCCAUGAUGCAUUGUGUGUGGCCAGGAAUCUAAUCCGCAACAAUUCUAUAGUCUAUGGUGGUGGCUCUGCUGAGAUUUCUUGCUCAAUUGCUGUAGAGGCAGCUGCAGAUAAAUAUCCAGGAGUUGAGCAGUAUGCAAUCAGGGCAUUUGCAGAUGCUUUAGAUGCAGUCCCCAUGGCACUGGCGGAGAAUAGUGGGCUCCAACCCAUUGAGACACUAUCAGCAGUGAAAUCUCAGCAAAUUAAGGAGAAUAAUCCUCACUUUGGAAUUGACUGCAAUGAUGUUGGGACUAAUGAUAUGCGCGAGCAAAACGUCUUUGAGACACUGAUUGGGAAGCAGCAGCAGAUCUUGCUGGCAACACAAGUUGUUAAGAUGAUUUUGAAGAUCGAUGAUGUCAUUUCUCCAUCAGACUACUGAGGUCUAAUGUGAUUGAUGGGUCUGUAUGGUUCACCUGAGAGAAACAUGUUGUUGGCUUAUAAUUUUUGAACUGCCACUCCCUUGGUUGAUAGAAUGAUAUCACUAUUCUUGCUGAGUGGUUACUUGUUUCUUUUCUCUAGUUACUUUCAGUCAUCUAUGCAUUGCCCCUGCUGGAUGUAAAAAUGCUAGUUAAUGUGUAAUUUUGGGUUCAAAAUUUUGGUUGUUUCCCUCUAAUA
Theobroma umbraticum is the source of this 1969-nucleotide messenger RNA. Its product is annotated as T-complex protein 1 subunit epsilon. Gene Ontology annotation, molecular function: ATP-dependent protein folding chaperone; ATP binding; ATP hydrolysis activity. Gene Ontology annotation, biological process: protein folding. NCBI's taxonomy places the organism in Eukaryota, Viridiplantae, Streptophyta, Magnoliopsida, Malvales, Malvaceae. The record is from RefSeq and is a predicted model, not a curated record.